AUGUCGUUAAGUUCGUUGUGUGAUCAAUACGCAGAUAGCGUCCAUUACAUGCAUGCUGGUGAAAAUUCUCCAUCGGCGUCAAUAUUACAACUUUAUGACCCAUCAGUUGACUACGAAAACUCACAUAAAGUGUUUGAAAUCAGAAGAGCACCACUGUCCCGAUCUUCCAGCAUCAGCUUCAGUUCCAAUGAGAACUUAUCAACACCCUACAUGGCUAUCCGAACAUCCGAUCCUGAUGAAUCGCAGCAGCCGAACGCAAUUCAAAUUGAUGAGUCCAGCAUAAUGGAGACCGAAUCGAGAAAAUCGUGGUCACAGGCGGCUCGACAACGAGCACACACUCUGAUGCUAAUGAACACUUCUUAUUGUUGCGUUUGCAGUAUCGCGAUGUGUUAUAUGGCAACGAAAAAGAGCGUGUUGGCGGUGCAGAGUAAUGUAGAAUAG
Messenger RNA from Scaptodrosophila lebanonensis, 441 nucleotides. RefSeq lists its product as uncharacterized. The transcript has 5 exons. The coding region runs from base 1 to 441 and encodes 146 amino acids. NCBI's taxonomy places the organism in Eukaryota, Metazoa, Arthropoda, Insecta, Diptera, Drosophilidae. The record is from RefSeq and is a predicted model, not a curated record.